AUGGUAAACCAUAGCCAACCUGGCUUUGUUGCCUUACCGCCACCGACACACGAACUAAAACCAUUUACAUACGCUCCCCUCGACUACCUGCAAGCUUCGCUUCGAUUAGUUCGCAUCCUUGAAGCGAAGUCACCCGAAGGCUACAUUCAGUGUGAGGUUCGCCACGCAACGAUCGAGGCGUCCUACAUCUGUCUCUCAUAUGUAUGGGGUGAGGAGGGACCAGGACAUACUAUUAUCCUUGACAAACAACCCUUCCGCAUUCGGAACAACCUCUAUGGCUUUCUAGUAACGGCGAGGCGGAAACGAAGACUAUUAGAAAAUUGGUUAUGGAUCGACGCGUUGUCAAUUGAUCAGACCAAUGUUGAGGAGCGUAAUCAUCAGGUACAACAAAUGGGACAGAUUUUUUCUCGAGCGAAGGAGGUGCUGUCGUGGCUUGGAAAUAAUCCAGAGAUUGCUGCAUAUCUAGACAGGGUUGAGCAAGCGUACAUCCAAGGGAAAGACGUCCAUCUAAAUCAGUUAUCACUUCCUUACCGCGGAACCAUGGAAUAUUAUCAACAACUCGAGUUCCACCAAUCUGAAUACUGGAAACGAGCUUGGAUUACACAGGAAGUGGCGCUUGCAUGUCAGGUCACAUUAUGUGCAGGGCUUGCGGAGAUGACUUUUGAGUUGUUCCCGUUUACGUAUCUCGACGGCAUGCCACCAACUGACGACCUGGGGACUGGAAAAAGAACCGGACUCAAGGGUCGAAGUCUAAUCUAUUUGAUCUAUUUCUUCAAGGCUAAGGAAUCACACUAA
Molecule: messenger RNA, 795 nt
Organism: Alternaria arborescens
Lineage: Eukaryota; Fungi; Ascomycota; Dothideomycetes; Pleosporales; Pleosporaceae
Exons: 1
Coding region: 1-795 (264 amino acids)
Source: RefSeq, a predicted model, not a curated record